Molecule: messenger RNA, 1860 nt
Organism: Colletotrichum higginsianum IMI 349063
Lineage: Eukaryota; Fungi; Ascomycota; Sordariomycetes; Glomerellales; Glomerellaceae
Product: Cytochrome P450
Exons: 6
Coding region: 1-1860 (619 amino acids)
Molecular function (GO): monooxygenase activity; iron ion binding; oxidoreductase activity, acting on paired donors, with incorporation or reduction of molecular oxygen
Source: RefSeq, a predicted model, not a curated record
AUGCUGUCGAGCGGGGGAGACCAGACUGGUCCCAGCCAUGGAACCAAGAGCCAUGCCGGCUUCGAUGAUGAGCCGACUGGCUGGUGUAAAUCAGAUCCGAGGUCGAAGUCUUCUCUGGACUUGGAUAAUGGACUACAAGACCGCGCAUUCAUCGGCUUCGAGCUUACACGGAUUUACCAAAUACGCCACACAAGCUUCAUGAUGAAUGUUCUUUUCCACUCCGGCUACGAGGGCGUCCUCGUUUACGGCCUUGGCCUUGUCUGCGGCAUUGCCGUCCAUCAGGGAAUAUUCAUUCACGGCGAAUGGCACGUACAGGCGCCUCAGAUUUUCCUGGGUCAUUUGUGGCUCUUCUCUUGCUUUGCCGGUCUGAGCAGAUACUACAGUGACACUGCCAUCGGAAAGCUCUGUCAGUCUCUGCUGGUUCUUUCUGCCGGAUAUCUCCCCGGGCUUUUUGCCAGCAUCAUCUCAUACAGAGUCUUUUUCCAUCGUCUCAGCACCGCCGGCUUCAAGGGCCCGUGGUACGCCCGAGUCACGAAGCUUUGGCACGUCUGGGCGUGUCGAGACUGCAAGAACCAUUUGGUCUUGGAGAAGUUGCAUGAGCAAUAUGGUGAUUUCGUGAGGACUGGACCGAGCGAGAUCACCGUCUUCCAUCCAGGAGUCUUCAUGGCCGUGGACGGUCCUCGGUCUGAGUGCAUCAAGGCCGAGUGGUAUGACAUCUUGCACCCCGACAGAGCACUUGUCACGACACGCGUCAAGCCCAUCCACGCAGCUAGACGCCGUGAAUGGAACCGCGGGUUCUCGGCACAAGCCCUUGUCCAGCACGAGUCAAAGAUUCUCAAGUAUAUUGAGCAGCUAGAUCUGUGCAUUGAGGCCGAUGCCAAAGCGCACGUCGCUUCUGAGGUCCGCAACCUGUUCUUCUGGUUCGGGUUCGACGUCAUGGGCGAUUUCGUCUUCAGCAAGUCCUUCGACAUGCUGCACCAGCAACAAUGGCACCACAUCAUUGUGCGGCUGCAGCGUGCUCUGUCCCUUCUGGGGCCUUUCAGCCCGGCUCCGUGGCUCAUACAGGUUGGCUUCAAACUCGGCCCACGGGUCGGCGUUCUCAAGGACUGGUUCGACAUGGUCGCCUGGUGCGAGCGGCAGAUGCGUGUGAGACUGGACGCCGAGACCCCGAAGCCAGCCAUGCCAGAUCUCGCUCACUACUUGAUGGAGCUGGACGACGGCCAGACGGAGCAGAAGGACCGCUUGACAUGGCUUUUCGGUGACAGUUUGCUUGCCAUUGUGGCCGGGAGUGAGCCUACGGCCGCCGCUUUCAUCGGCAUCUUCUGCGAGCUGGCGAAGCAUCCGGAGCACGCCGACAUGAUCCAUGAGGAGCUCAAAGACGUCGAUGCAACCAACAUCAAGACCCUCACAGGCCUUCCCCAUCUCAACGCCGUCAUCAACGAGGGUCUCCGUCUGUACCCAGCACUCCUCACAGGCGGGGCCAGGAAGACGACGGAGAACGGGGCCACGAUCGGUGGAACCUUCAUCCCGCCUCACACGACAAUCAUUGCCCCGCGUCACGUUAUAUCCCGGAGAGAGGACUGCUUCGAGCGGGCCAACGAGUUCAUCCCCGAGAGAUGGACCACCCGUCCGGAGAUGGUCCGCAAUGCGGCGGCUUCUGCGCCAUUCGGAACAGGUCACCACAGCUGUCUUGGUCGCUUCCUUGCCACGGACACAAUGAGGUUUGUUGUUGCCAGGCUGGUCAGCAAGUACCGCUUCCGCCUCGCACCGGGGGAGACGGGUUGCCGUGUGUUUGACGACAUCAGGGACCAGUUCACAUCCAAUCCGGGCCCCUUGUCGUUGUGUUUCGAAUUGAGAUGA